GCAGCCGGCGGAAUCCCCGGCUUUCUGGGGCUGCGAGUAGCUGGGUCGGGUGCUGAGCGCGCGGGGCGGGAAGGAGCGUCGCGCAGCCCCUCCGCGUCGGGUCUGUCUGACCGCAGCUCCCCGGGCCGUCCCUCCGGUACCUAGCCCGCCAGCAUCCUGGCCGUGGGUAGCUGCGGGGCGCGCGGCGCCGGGCCGCUGGGUGGCAGCGGCAUGAAGGUCACGUCGCUCGACGGGCGCCAGCUGCGCAAGAUGCUCCGCAAGGAGGCGGCGGCGCGCUGUGUGGUGCUGGACUGCCGUCCCUACCUGGCUUUCGCCGCGUCCAGCGUGCGCGGCUCGCUCAACGUCAACCUCAACUCGGUGGUGCUGCGGCGGGCCCGGGGCGGCGCGGUGUCGCCGCGCUACGUGCUCCCCGACGAGGCGGCGCGCUCGCGGCUGCUGCAGGAGGGCGGCGGCGGCGUGGCGGCGGUGGUUGUGUUGGACCAGGGCAGCCGCCACUGGCAGAAGCUGCGGGAAGAGAGCGCCGCGCGCGUCGUGCUGACCUCGCUUCUGGCCUGCCUGCCUGCCGGCCCGCGGGUCUACUUCCUCAAAGGGGGAUAUGAGACCUUCUACUCACAGUAUCCGGAGUGUUGUGUGGAUGUAAAGCCCAUUCCACAAGAGAAGAUUGAAAGCGAGAGAGCCCUCCUCAGCCAGUGUGGAAAGCCAGUGCUCAGUGUCAGCUACAGGCCAGCUUAUGACCAGGGUGGCCCAGUUGAAAUUCUUCCCUUCCUCUACCUUGGAAGUGCCUACCAUGCAUCAAAGUGCGAGUUCCUUGCCAACCUGCACAUCACAGCCCUGCUGAAUGUUUCCCGGCGGACCUCUGAGACCUGCAUGACCCACCUACACUACAAAUGGAUCCCUGUGGAAGACAGCCACACAGCUGACAUUAGCUCCCAUUUUCAAGAAGCAAUAGACUUCAUUGACUGUGUCAGGGAGAAGGGAGGCAAGGUCCUGGUCCACUGUGAGGCUGGGGUCUCCCGGUCGCCCACCAUCUGCAUGGCUUACCUCAUGAAGACCAAGCAGUUCCACCUGAAGGAGGCCUUUGAUUAUGUCAAGCAGAGGAGGAGCAUGAUCUCUCCCAACUUUGGCUUCAUGGGCCAGCUACUUCAGUAUGAAUCUGAGAUCCUGCCUUCCACGCCCACCCCUCAGCCUCCCUCCUGCCAAGGCGAGGCAGCCAGCUCCUCAUUUAUAGACCAUUUACAGACACUGAGCCCUGAUAUGCAGGGUGCCUACUGCACAUUCCCUACCUCGGUGCUGGCACCAGUGCCCACCCACUCAACAGUUGCAGAGCUCCAUAGGAGCCCUGUGGCCACAGCCACAUCCUGCUGAGACUGAGACAGGGUAUCAAGACAGCCCCAAGGGCAACUGUGAUUUGGUUUUUUAAACUUGUGGACAUUUCAUACCUGUGCAAUACUGAAGACCUCUCUCUGUCCCACUGCUCCAGUGAGAUGGUAAGUGGUCACCAGGCUUGCAGAUGAAUUUCAAACUGACCUCGACGAUGGGUUCUCGGGACUGUGGGAAGGCCAAGCCAUGACCCUCACACAGGGUGUGUUGACUACUGUACUUCCAGACCCCCUGCCCGUUGAGGACUGCUUAGUCCUUGCACCUCAAAAGUUCGCCUUUUCAUUUCAAGCGUAAGGCAAUAAAUACCCACAACAACAUGGGAGUGAGAAGCUGCUGGACCAGGAGAAAAGGCUGUGAUGAAGCCAGUUCAUUUAGGAGGAAGCACAAUUUCCAUUCUUUAUUUUUUGAACAUUAGCCAACUUUUUGUCUGUCUCUCUGUUGCUUCAGGGCAUAAGCUGAUCACCCAGUCAGAAAAGUAACCCUGCUAGAUUUGCUAGGACACAAAGUAUAUGCCAGUCUGAACCCGGAAGUGGUUUGAGAUUGGGGGUUAUUGGUUGAAAAAGCAAGGUGUUGACUCUUUGGGGUUUCCUUUUCGCUGGGGUUCUUCUCUGACCUUGGACUUUGGCAUGGGUUUUAUUCAUACUUGAACCUGUCUCCUUACACCUCUCUUCAGAUUGAGUACCUUUGGUGUCAUUCAAAAACAGUGUUCAGACGCUAGACCAAAAAUCACCCCUUUGAGGUGGUGGCAGUGAGUGCUCAGACAAGGGGGACGUGCACUGUGUUCAGGGUCCCUGGCAUCUGAACAGUCCUCAGCUUAGUGUCCUUUUGUGUGCUUAUUUGUUUUCCUCCCUGCCCCUGGGGGUUGUCUUCUGGGAUUUGCAUAUUUUGCAAUGUGGUACUACUUCUGUUUAUAGGUU
Nannospalax galili (Upper Galilee mountains blind mole rat) is the source of this 2297-nucleotide messenger RNA. RefSeq names its product dual specificity phosphatase 5 (gene Dusp5). Bases 211 to 1365 code for a protein of 384 amino acids. NCBI's taxonomy places the organism in Eukaryota, Metazoa, Chordata, Mammalia, Rodentia, Spalacidae. The record is from RefSeq and is a predicted model, not a curated record. Gene Ontology annotation, cellular component: cytoplasm; nucleus. Gene Ontology annotation, biological process: negative regulation of MAPK cascade; endoderm formation; protein dephosphorylation. The transcript has 4 exons. Gene Ontology annotation, molecular function: protein tyrosine/threonine phosphatase activity; MAP kinase tyrosine/serine/threonine phosphatase activity.